Cladophialophora bantiana CBS 173.52 is the source of this 1581-nucleotide messenger RNA. RefSeq lists its product as uncharacterized. Bases 1 to 1581 code for a protein of 526 amino acids. Gene Ontology annotation, cellular component: membrane. NCBI's taxonomy places the organism in Eukaryota, Fungi, Ascomycota, Eurotiomycetes, Chaetothyriales, Herpotrichiellaceae. The transcript is spliced from 2 exons. Gene Ontology annotation, molecular function: transmembrane transporter activity. The record is from RefSeq and is a predicted model, not a curated record. Gene Ontology annotation, biological process: transmembrane transport.
AUGUCUGAAACCACAAAACACCAUUCCACCGAGGAGUUCACGGGUGAGCCACUUGAAUCCAUUACUACCGACACAUCUGUCGAACAACAUGCCGUCACUAAACUCGACGACGAACGCUUCAGUCUCUGGAGCGUGCUGGGUGUUCAGUACACUCUUGGCUGCGCUCCCCUGGCUAUCGCUGGGUAUUUGCAAUUCACCUUGGGCGUCGGAGGAAGCCCUUACUUUUUCUGGUGUUUUAUCGUGGCCGCGGUUGGUCAAGGCAACAUUGUGCUGAAUUUUGCUGAGCUAGCUUCAGCAUACCCCCAUGUUGCGGGUCAAACAUACUGGACGGCAAUCCUGGCUCCGCCAAAAUACCGACGUUUCCUAACCUACUUGAACGGAAUGAUGACACUUUGGGGAUGGAAUUUCGCCGUAGCUGGUGGUUAUUUUCUAAGCACGCAGUUCAUCCUCGGAACCGCUACCAUCAUCAAUAAUAGCUAUGUUCCUCAGCAUUACCAUAGCUUUUUGAUGUCCAUCGCCAUGUUCAUCAUUGCUAUCGCAAUGAACACUUGGCUCAUCAAAAUCUAUCCGGCUGUCACCAAAUUCUUUGUUGUCGCCAUCAACGUGGCCGUCAUCUACAUCAUCGUUGCGGUCCUCGCCAAGGCGCAGCCGAAGGCCGAUGCAAGGACGGUCUUCAUCGAUGUCAUUAACAACACAGGUUGGGGCUCGGAUGGUCUCGUUUUCUGUCUUGGAAUGCUGCCCGCGUUGGUUGCUCUGUGUCUUCCCGAUGGCGCCACGCACUUGACCGAAGAGUUGCCAAACCCUCAACGGCGCGUACCACAGGUCAUGAUCGGAUCAUUCCUCCUCUCAUUCUUGGGGGCAUUCGUCAUGAUCAUCGUCCUUUUGUUUUGUACCGUCAAUCCCGAGGCCCUCUUGGAACCUUUGGGGGGUCAACCUAUUUUUCAGAUAUGCUGGGAUGCGUGGCACAACACAGGCUUCCUGGUCACCAUCGGCAUCAUCUUAUCUGCAUCCUUUAUCCAGGGUUGCAACGCGUGUCUGACUGGCGAGAGUCGAAUUGCCUGGUCUUUUGCUAAGUCCGGAGGCCUCCCUUAUGGCUCAUGGCUCACCCAAGUCGACGGCAAAACGCUCGUUCCUUUCAACUCGGUUCUGGCGUGCGCGGUGGUGGCACUGGCUUUUGAUGCUCUCGAGUUUGCCCCCGCGUAUGUUCUUAAUGCCAUUUACGGAUCUGCCGGAAUCUGUUUCGGAGUUUCAUAUGGCUUGCCAGUAGCGUUGUUGGUGCUUCAGGGUCGGCAACGUCUUCCCGCCAAGCGAUACGUCGACCUCGGCCGUGUGGGCAUCAUCUUCAACAUCCUCAUGAUCGGCUGGAUCUGCUUCCAAGUUAUCUUCUUGAGCUUCCCACUGAAUUACCCAGUCACCACUAACAAUAUGAAUUGGGCUUCGGUUGUCGCCGUGGGUUGUUUCGUGCUUGCCAUUGGUAAUUGGUUCAUUAUUAAGGACAAGUAUCGAGUUCCGGAAGCAUUGGCUUUUGAGGUUGUUCCACAUCGUUCUUCUCAUCAUCGUCAUCAUCAUCGCCACCACUAG